Messenger RNA from Micropterus salmoides (largemouth bass), 2380 nucleotides. RefSeq names its product collagen alpha-1(XI) chain. The record is from RefSeq and is a predicted model, not a curated record. The transcript has 19 exons. The coding region runs from base 113 to 2380 and encodes 755 amino acids. NCBI's taxonomy places the organism in Eukaryota, Metazoa, Chordata, Actinopteri, Centrarchiformes, Centrarchidae.
CCAGAGAUGAGCUCAGUCCUUCUGGAAGGGUUGUGUGUUUUUAAAGUGCAGCCCCUGGAGGAGUAAGGCAGCUGCAGUCAGAGGAGUGCAGAAGUUACCUUUAUCAGAAGCCAUGCAGGGUGCUGUGGUGGUGCUACUGCUACUGAGCUGCGGGCCCGUCCAGCAGAUGAUCUUUGUCUUAGGAGAUCCUGAAGUGGCAGAGCAGCACUGUCGAGAUCACAGCAGCACCUGCUCAGCUCAGACAGACACACAGGCUGGUCCCACUGACCUGACACCAAGACUGGAUCCAGUGAGCAGCACUUCGCCUCUGAAGUCACAUCCUGGUCCAGAGGAUGUAGACACCAAAUCUGUGGUGACAACCUGGGUUCACACAGAUACUCAGACUGUAGGCUCAACCGACAGAGAAAAGGAUAAACAAACAACUGUGAGUAAGGGAGUAAAUCAAGGUGAACCACAGCCUCUUUCUCUGACUGGAAAUGAGCAGCUUUCUAAUUUGCACCCUGACAUAGUAGGGACUAUGAAAGAACCAUGGAGCACACAAGGAAGUAUCAUAAGCAAAACUCUUUCUGUCCACACACUCACAACAGCUCAGUACCUAAGACAAGUUUAUCAGCCAUUUGUUGCAGCUAAAGAGGGCUCCAGAACAAGUGAUGUGUCUGUCUUGGAAAACUUUGAGACGGCCCUUUCAAGCCCCAGCUUUCGACCUGAGAACCCCACAGCUCAAGGUGUCUCAUCAGGAAGGGAAAAAAAUGCAAGCACAGAGAGAUCUUUCUCUAAUGGGCCACAGGACUCUGAGUUUGCUACUGGGUCGACUCUUAUAUCAGGCCCCAUCACACAAUCAGGGUUUGUUGCUUCCAGACUGUACCCUUCAUCUAAAGGAGGAGUAAGGGAGGCAAAACAGGAGGCAUCGCCACUGGUCAUUAUACCCCCAGUUUCAGUAGACCCACCAGUUCAAUUCUUAAGACAGACAGAACAAAAUGUAUUACCCAACAGAACAGCAACUGAGGGUCCACCUUAUACUGAUCCCCCCCGAAACCUGACUGUUUUAACUCCCACUCUACAAAGCGUAGAAGCACUAAAUCCCAGGAACAUAGAGGGUGAGAUUGGUAAUAUUUCAGCAAGUCAGAUAAAGGAAAAAGAGGAAAUGGAAGACAGGUUGGAAACUGUUUCACCAAAAAUGGACACGUUACAACAACAACAACUUCCAGGUGGGGAGCAGGGGAGUGGGACAGAGACAGAUGAAGAUGAGAUAGAUUUAGGGGAGGAGGAAGUGAAAAGACAUGCAGAGAUAGAAGAUGUAAGUUAUGAUAAUAAAACUGUCACCUCUGAGGAUUACACUGAGUCCUCCCCUAAUUUGAGAAGCACUGAAGAAACCUUCAUCCAAUCAGAGACUGAAUCUGCACAGCAGACUGUUAAAACAGCCUAUCAGCCGCCUACGCACUCUGUCAGGCAUCAUGGGGCGGGAUUAAGAUCUUGGAUCCGAGGUCAAAGGGGGUUGCAGGGCCCACCUGGGCUAACAGGACCACCAGGGCCUAAAGGAGAUAAAGGUUAUCAAGGCGUCAUGGGCAGGACCGGGCGGACAGGAUAUAGAGGCCCCAUUGGUCCUCCAGGGAUGCCUGCCAUUGUUGUAUUUAAAACCUCUGAAGAAGAGUGGGAGGCUUUCAAGAAAAAGAAGAUCUAUAAAAAGCUGAUUUCUUACUGGCCGAAACAUAAGGGGCCUCCAGGGCCUCCAGGACUACCUGGAGAUGACGGACCAAUUGGGCCACCUGGAAUUACUGGGAAGCAAGGUCGAAAAGGAGUUCAAGGAAAAAUCGGCAGUCCUGGACCACAAGGUAUGCCGGGUCCCCAGGGCCGACCAGGAAGAGACGGGACCCCAGGACAGUACCCUGAUCCAGGCCCUCCAGGCUUACCUGGAGAACAGGGUCCUCAAGGCUACAGAGGGGAGAAAGGCAGCAAAGGGGAGCUGGGUGAGUGGGGUUAUCAAGGGGAUGUUGGACCACAGGGAAACAGAGGACAAAAAGGAUACAAGGGAAAAAAAGGAGUCAGAGGCAUUGUUGGUGUCCCUGGCUACAUAGGCCUGCCUGGAGCCAGGGGUCCUUCUGGGUUUCCAGGACCACCAGGACCUCCGGGAGAGAUUGGAUCUCCAGGCUUUAGUGGACCACCGGGCCCACCUGGCAAAAUGGGCCCCAGAGGGGUAAAAGGUGUCUUAGGAGUUAAAGGACCUCCAGGUCAUCAGGGUGAUCUGGGCGCCAGAGGAGUAGCUGGACCACAGGCAGAGCCUGGUCCUGAUGGAGCAGUUGGGUUUCCUGGUGUCCGGGGCCCCCAGGGAAGCCCAGGACCAGAUGGACCUCCGGGUCCUAAAGGUGGCCCUGUGAGGUGA